Molecule: messenger RNA, 751 nt
Organism: Hippoglossus stenolepis (Pacific halibut)
Lineage: Eukaryota; Metazoa; Chordata; Actinopteri; Pleuronectiformes; Pleuronectidae
Gene: eny2
Product: ENY2 transcription and export complex 2 subunit
Exons: 5
Coding region: 241-528 (95 amino acids)
Biological process (GO): regulation of transcription by RNA polymerase II; poly(A)+ mRNA export from nucleus; positive regulation of DNA-templated transcription
Cellular component (GO): nuclear pore; DUBm complex; SAGA complex
Molecular function (GO): transcription coactivator activity; chromatin binding
Source: RefSeq, a predicted model, not a curated record
CCCGGAACCUAAUCUGUGACGGUGAGCUCAGUCAGAUCAGCAGCUCUGCUGUCGGUGACGACACGUCGAGGUCAGUUCAUUCAGAAACUUUGCCCGCAACUUCAAUAAGUCGCGUGUAGUGACGUCAUGCGGUGCUUUGUCGUCAUCGGCACUUAACGACAACUUCCAGUGAAGUUGUUUUUCGUGUACGACGCAGUGAGUGCGUGACGUGUGGUGCAACGCUGAGAGGUGUGACAGACCAUGAGCAAAGAGUCCAGAAUGAAAGCCUCAGUAAACCAGAAGCUGACAGAGAUGGGCGAACGAGAGAGACUGAAGGAGUUACUGAGAGCUAAGCUCACUGAGUGUGGGUGGAAGGACCAGAUGAAGGCUCACUGCAAAGAAGUGAUCAAAGAGAAGGGCUUGGAGCAUGUCACUGUGGAGGACCUGAUGGUAGAGAUAACUCCUAAAGGAAGAGCCUUGGUGCCAGACAGCGUCAAGAAGGAGCUUCUCCAUAGAAUAAGAGCCUUUUUAGCUCAGCACGCCACAUAAUUCAGAUUUUUACCAUUUGACAUUUUAAUCAGACCACUUGCCUUUACUUUGAAUUAAUAGAUUUACUUGAAUUUUCAGCGACAUUACAGUACUGACACACACUUGGCUAUUUUGGAGUGUGUGUUUUUUCUGUGACUACAGUUAUCACAUGUUUGUAACUGCACUUACCUUGCACAUUCAGAUGACCUUUGUAUAUGAGAAAUAAAGUUUUUGAUUUGUUGGA